This is a messenger RNA of Nerophis ophidion (straightnose pipefish), 4131 nucleotides long. Its product is annotated as BTB/POZ domain-containing protein KCTD16-like. The coding region runs from base 408 to 1646 and encodes 412 amino acids. Lineage: Eukaryota; Metazoa; Chordata; Actinopteri; Syngnathiformes; Syngnathidae. Gene Ontology annotation, biological process: regulation of G protein-coupled receptor signaling pathway; protein homooligomerization. The transcript is spliced from 2 exons. Gene Ontology annotation, cellular component: postsynaptic membrane; presynaptic membrane. The record is from RefSeq and is a predicted model, not a curated record. Gene Ontology annotation, molecular function: protein binding.
ACCAACAUGAUCUUAAACCGUCUGCCGGCCGCAUUCAGCACUUUGAAGGGAUGUGGUCGCGUGCCGGAGUCGUGCUUGCAUCCACUUCUAUAGGAGCAGCUUCAGCAAAAAGGUACUUUUACGCACUGAUCUUGGACCGUGAGUAAAAAAAGGGGGUGAGGGGGGGCUUGGUCGUUUUUUUUUUUUUUUUUGAACUUGUUAAUUAGAGAAUGCAAGACGGGGUUAUGUUUCACCCAAAUGAUGGCGGUGGACGCGCCUAACACAACGAGCUUACGAUAAUCGAUCGUGUUCACAAAGGAUGCGCAUUUUACGCAGCAGGUUCUUUGAAGGAUUUACCUUCGGGAUCGCUUUCCCGGUUGUGGGACGCUGACGCCGUUUAGCACAAAGGCAAGAUUGAAGUGGAGACGAUGAGCGAAAACUGCAAAACGCAGCAGAGCCCGCCGUCGGACGUGUUGGAGCUGAACGUGGGCGGGCAGGUGUACUACACGCGUCACGGCACCUUGACCGCCUUCCCUAAUUCCCUUCUCGGCAAGUUGUUCUCUAAUAAGAAGGGCUCCUCCAACGACCUGUCCCGGGACUUUAGAGGACGCUAUUUCAUCGACAGGGAUGGCUUUUUGUUCCGGUACGUGUUGGAUUAUCUGAGGGACAAGCAGGUCGUCCUCCCGGACCACUUCCCCGAGAGAGGGAGGUUGAAACGAGAAGCGGACUACUUCCAGCUGCCGGAUUUGGCCAAACUUUUAUCGUCCGAGGAGUCCAAACUCCUUCCAGACGACCACAGCGAUUUGGACGAGGCGUCCACGCAGGGGAGCGAGCAGCGGUAUCAUCCCUCCUACUCCCCGGACAGGAGGUACGGAUACAUCACCGUGUCCCUCAAGGGCCCGAGCGCGGCCAAAGAAGGCGACUGCGACCCCUGCAGGGCGAGGAAGUUGCCGAGGAUCUUCAUCAGCAGCAGGGUCGCUCUGGCCAAGGAGGUGUUCGGGGACGCGCUCAACGAGAACAGGGACGCGGACCGACCUCUGGACCGCUACACCUGCAGGUUUCACCUCAACUUCAAGCACCUGGAGAAGGCUUUUGACAUGCUGUCCGAGAGCGGCUUUCACGUCGUGGCCUGCAACUCCUCCCUGACGUCCUCCUCCACGGGGAAGUACACGGACGACAGGCUCUGGUCCAACUAUGCGCAGUACAUCUUCUACCGCGGGCCCUCCCGGUGGUCCUCCUCACACUGCGACUGCUGCUGCAAGAGCCACAAAAGCGAGCGCGAGGGAGAAAGCGGCACCUCCUUCAACGAGCUCUCCACCUCCUGCUCCGAGACCCAGUCGGAGGCCAGCUCCCCUCAGGGCACCGUCAUCCGCGGCCCCGUGACCAGACACCCCAACAUCCAGUCCCUGGACCGGCCCGUGCACAAGGGGCCGGCGCACACCCCGCAGCAGGCGGAGAUGCGGCGCAAGACCGACAUGCUGCGCGUCAGGACCUUCGGCGUGCGCGAGCGAGAGGCCGCCAAGAGGAAAGCCAACAAGGAGAAGAUGACUCCGGAGCAGGAGCUGCACAAGUGCAUCCAGGACUUCCAUCGCAUCCGGAUCCCCGACCGCUUCCCGGAGAGGAAGUACAUGUGGCAGUCGGAGCUCCUGAGGAAAUAUCGUCUCUAACUUGCACCCACCAGGGCACACCUUGUACUACUCAACUAGAAGUGGGAGCUCACUUCCCGCCAUGUGGAGGUGGAAGUGAUCCCUCCCUGUUGACACAUUCAUGUAUGUCUGCACCUCCCGCUGGAGACUGGGACCCACACGCACCCUUCGUAGCGAGCACUAUUUUUAGCCAUUUUCUGCAGGGUGGUGUGCACAGCAAGUACCAGGCGCUGUGGAGUCAUGGAUUAAGGUUCUGUACCGCCGUGUGGGACCUGCAGGCGUGUACAAUCAGGUUACUCCUGUCGGGGCUUAAAUCACCCACCUCUCCACUUUGGAGGCCGUCCGAAGCAACAAAAGCGACCUCAGGGGCGAUGUCAUGUACAAACUCUGUUUCCAUGUGAGUGGGGAAAUUGUGUUAGAUGUAAAUAUAAACAGAAUACAAUGAUUUGUAAAUCCUUUUCAAGCCAUAUUCAGUUGAAUAUGCUACAAAGACAACAUAUUUGAGGUUUUUGCAAAUAAUCAUUAACUUUAGAAUUUGAUGCCAGCAACACAUGACAAAGAAGUUGGGAAAAAGUGGCAAUAGAUACUGAUAAAGUUGAGGAAUGCUCAUCAAACACUUAUUUGGAACAUCCCACAGGGAUUAGGGUUAGGGUUAACCCCUAACCCUAACCCUAACCCUACCAACCAUAGCUCGGUUGGUAGAGCGGCCGUGCCAGCAAUUUGAGGGUUGCAGGUUCAAUUCCCGCUUCUGCCAUCCUAGUCACUGCCGUUGUGUCCUUGGGCAAGACACUUUACCCACCUGCUCCCAGUGCCACCCACACUGGUUUAAAAAAUGUAACUUAGAUAUUGGGUUUCACUAUGUAAAGCGCUUUGAGUCACUAGAGAAAAGCGCUUUAUAAAUAUAAUUCACUUCACAGUUCAGGUGUGCAGGCUAAUUGGGAACAGGUGGGUGCCAUGAUUGGCUAUAAAAGCAGCUUCCAUGAAAUGCUCAGUGAUUCACAAACAAGGAUGGGGUGAGGGUCACCACUUUGCAAGCAAAUUGUCGAACAGUUUUAGAACAAAAUUUCUCAACGAGCUAUUGCAAGGAAUUUAGAAAUUUGUCCAUCUACGGUCCGUAAUACCGUCAAAAGGUUCAAGGAAUCUGGAGAAAUCACUGCACAUCAGCAAUGAUAUUACGAACCUUUGAUCCCUCAGGCGGUACUGCAUCAAAAACCGACAUCAGUGUGUAAAGGAUAUCACCACAUGGGCUCAGGAACACUUCACAAAACCACUGUCAGUAACUACAGUUGGUUGCUACAUCUGUAAGGGCAAGUUAAAACUCUACUAUGCAAAGCAAAACCCAUUCAUCAACAACACCCAGAAACGCCGCUGGCUUGGCUGGGCCCAAAAUUAUCUAAGAUGGACUGAUGCAAAGAGGAAAAGUGUUCUGUUGUCUGACAACUCCACAUUUCUAAUUAUAUAUUUGGACUCUGUGGACGUGGUGUCCUCCGGAACAAAGAGGAAAAUAACCAUCCGGAUUGUUAUAGGCGCAAAGUUGAAAAGCCAGCAUCUGUGAUUGUAUGGGGAUGGAUGAGGAGUUACCCUUGCUUUGGGUAACCGUAAGUUACCCAAGGCAAGGGUAACUUACACAUCUGUGGAGGCACCAUUAAUGCUGAAAGGUACAUACAUGUUUUGGAGCAACAUAUGUUAUCAUCCAAGCAAUGUUAAAAUGGACGCCCCUGCUUAUUUCAGCAAGACAAUGCCAAGUCACUUGUUACAACAGCGUGGUUUCAUAGUAAAAGAGUGCGGGUACUUUCCUGGCCCGCCUGCAGUCCAGACCUGUCCCUCAUCGAAAAUGUGUAGCGCAUUAUAAAACAUAAAUAGGACAGCGGAGACCCCGGACUGUUGAAGGACUGAAGCUCUACAUAAAACAAGAAUGGGAAAGAAUUCCACUUUCAAAGCUUCAACAAUUAGUUUCCUCAGUUCCCAAACGUUUAUUGAGUGUUGUUAAAAGAAAAGGUGAUGUAACACAGUGGUGAACAUGCCCUUUCCCAACUACUUUGGCACGUGUUGCAGCCAUGAAAUUCUAAGUUAAUUAUUAUUUGCAAAAAAAAAAUAAAGUUUAUAAGUGUGAACAUGAAAUAUGUUGUCUUUGUAGCAUAUUCAACUGAAUAUGGCUUGAAAAGGAUUUGCAAAUCAUUGUAUUCUGUUUAUAUUUACAUCUAACACCAUUUCCCAACUCAUAUGGAAACGGGGUUGGUACAAUCUCGGGGGCGGUGCUGCGAGUUCACAAAGACGUCACUAUCCUCCACCAAUAACACUCUCGUUGUACGCUUUGACUGCAUGUCAUGUCACCUUUGUCAUAAUUAUGCAAUAUCACACCAUGGGACGGCGAACGCACUGCCUCUUGUCUCUUUUGCCAUUCUAGAAACUUCCGUCUCAUGUCAUUGUGUGUUGGACUGAUGAUGUCGUGUAUGUAACGCAAGUGGACUAAUCUUGGAUGUUCGUGUGCAAAUAAAAGGCUGAC